UGUUGAGUCUUGCGGAGCCAAUAAGCUGGGACCGGAUACGAUAUAUCCUCUGGGACAACAGCUAGUGCACCCCCUUCACUUCCACAUGACGCCAUUUACAGCAUAAACCCGACCUACUCUCCGGAACGAAGAAAAAACAAGAGCAAAUUCAAAUUCAGCUUGCGCACCGCAACGCUUCUUCAUGAGAAGAUAUUCAGACUUUUUAUGAACUCGGCUCAUUUUGUUGGAUUUCUGGAACUUUUGGCAAAAUAAGCGGUUAAUAUUGCCAAAGUUAAACCGCUGGUGAUUUACAUUACGUUCUACUUGGAAUAAACUUCCGACAUCAUCGGGAUUUUUGUGAAUGUAUCUCCCAAUGAAUUGAGGAUUAACCAAAGAGAAAUUCCUACUAGUAGAAUAUACUCUUCACAACACAAAUAGGGGGUUGAGGUGGUAAGAUCACGGACUUCAGAUGUGUUCAAUGCCAGCCGGAGGGUUCCCACUUCAGAGUAAAGAUGGAGACGAGAUCUCAAAAUGGCAGCAGCGGCUCCCCCGGUUUGCUGCGAGCUUUGCGUGACACUGGCAGACCCCAGGCUGGGGACCCGGAUCCUUGGGAUGGUCAGGUGCUCUCCCUGGAGCAGAUCAGGACCAUCCGAAGCAGCAAUGAGUACACAGAGGGCCCAACAGUGGCGCCGCCGGCCUCCCAGCAAAAAAUGGACUCUCAACCUUCUAGCCCUUCUUCCUACACCUCCAAUGAGGAGCAUAGAAGCUCCCAGAGGGCACAACGAGUUUCUCAAACACCUCAACAACCCCCUCAGUCGCCGAGGAGCACCGUAAGCAGAUCCACCAGUUCCACCAGUGAUGGUUUGCGCAACAGCGCGCGGGCCAGUAUGAGCAGCACCUCGUCGAAGCAAAGACUUUUGGUGAAUACAGGUGAUCGAAUUGUGAGAGUGCAACCUAAACGUUCAGAUCUGAAACAAGACAACCUCAAGCCCCUUGCUGUGCCCGGAGUGAAGGAAGAUGAUAAGAAACACUCAAAUCGGUGCACCGAAUGCGGUCGCUGCAAGUGCGAAAGGUGCACAUGCCCUCGAAAUUUGCCUUCUUGUUGGAUGUGUGGUCGCAGGUGCCUUUGCUCUGCAAUGACAACGAUGGACUACGUCACCUGCGUUUGUUGUGUCAAGGGCCUUUUCUACCACUGCUCGAGUGAUGACGAGGAUGUGUGCGCAGACAAACCUUUCUCUUGCAGCCAGUCCCAUUGUUGUUUGCGCUGGUCGGCCAUAAGUGUCCUGGCACUGUUCUUGCCCUGCCUCCUUUGCUACCUUCCAGCAAAGGGUUGCGUGGCGCUAUGUCAGACAUGCUACAACUGCACCAAUCGACCAGGCUGUCGCUGCAAAAACAAAGGAGUGGACAUAUAAAGGAAACAUGAUUCGCAGAGUAGCACGGCAUAGAUAACUUUAUCUGGACGAUUCCGACACACCCAGAGCUGUGGAAAUAUUCGCAAAUUGUUUUGGCAUUAUAGAUGAUAAGGGGACAUUGGAUUGACAAAAACUGGUUUGAAGUGGUUUGUUUGUUUUGCUUUUCACUUUAAGAGAGGGAAAUGUGUCACAAAAACGUCCCCCUUUUUCUUUUUUUUUAACUGAAUUCCAGAAAGUUAGCCCUAUUGGCAUUCACUAAUAUGACUGAUAAAGGUGACAGACUCUCCUAACUAACUGCUUGUGAAUAGUAUCUGCAAAAUUAGUAAAUGAGCUCUGUUACUGAAAUAUUUUAUUUUUGUACAUAUAUUUCAACUGUGAAAAACAGAGGCACCUUGAGAGAUCCAUAUAUAUAUAUAUA
Xyrauchen texanus (razorback sucker) is the source of this 1809-nucleotide messenger RNA. Its product is annotated as protein sprouty homolog 2-like. Gene Ontology annotation, biological process: negative regulation of Ras protein signal transduction; negative regulation of fibroblast growth factor receptor signaling pathway; multicellular organism development. The record is from RefSeq and is a predicted model, not a curated record. Lineage: Eukaryota; Metazoa; Chordata; Actinopteri; Cypriniformes; Catostomidae. Gene Ontology annotation, cellular component: cytosol; membrane. The transcript has 2 exons. Bases 492 to 1391 code for a protein of 299 amino acids.